Sphaerodactylus townsendi is the source of this 4717-nucleotide messenger RNA. RefSeq names its product myomegalin-like. Lineage: Eukaryota; Metazoa; Chordata; Lepidosauria; Squamata; Sphaerodactylidae. The record is from RefSeq and is a predicted model, not a curated record. Bases 107 to 3844 code for a protein of 1245 amino acids. The transcript is spliced from 22 exons.
AGUUCUAACUGUGACUGAGGAUGCAGAAGACACCGGCACCGAGUUUACAGACAGCAUCGAGGAAGAGGCAGCUGUGCACAGAGCGUUUCAGCAGCAGCAGUAGAACAUGAAGGAAGAUACUGCUGACAUCCUGAUGGGCCAUACCAGCUCUCCUGCACCAGUCUCUUCAGCACUGGAAAGGAGCCUGCAAGAGGAGCUGCUCCAUGCAAGAUCUGAGGCUCAGCAGGUUUUGGAACAGAAGAAGAAGCUGGAAGAAGAGCUGCAGGAUCUCAAGAGGCAGAUUGAAGACGCAGGAUUUUCUUCUGUGUCUCACUUCAGGAAGGCCCUGCUGAGCCUGUGUCUAGAAAAUGCAGAGCUCAAGGAACAGAUUGGAGAAGAAACGUUGUCUGAGGGAUGGGAGAAUGAAGACGAGAAAGAGGAUGACAAGGACUUGUGGCCAGAUGUCAGAAAGCUGCAGGAAAAGCUGAGCACAUCAGAGACCGUGAUUGGUCUCCCCAAGGAACCUCUGAUGUGGAACAACCAAGAAGACAAAGGAAUCCUCAAGCCCCAUAUCACUGCUGGCAUGGCUGAGAAGACCAAAGAGAGGCAGAUGGCGAAGGGGCUUCUUCAUAAGGGUGACCCACAAUGUCAUCACCUGCAGUCCCAAGGUGUGGACUCCAGUGCGGUCCACAGCUCCACAGAUACCCAGGUCCAUACCCUCGCGAGAGGGUUUUGGCAACAGUUAAUGGAACCAGCCCAGCACCUUCGCUCAGAACUGACCCAAUGCAGACAACAGUGUCGUGACCUGCAAGAUAAACUCCUGAUUUCGGAGGCUGCCGUGCAGGCCCAGAUGGCGCAGCUAGAACACUAUCAAACCCUGCUCAGUGGACCUGGGGUACAGCAGGAUAACAAACAGGUUCAAGUGGAUCUCCAGGACCUGGGCUAUGAGACCUGUGGGAAAAGUGAAAAUGAAGCCGACAGAGAAGAGGCCACAAGUCCUGAAUGCGAAGAGGACAAUGUCUUCAACGAGAACCCCGAGUCUUGGAAGAAGUUAUUAGGCUCUCCUCCAAAGAAGCUGGUGAAGCAAGAGGCAUUCCUAGGAUGUAGCCAAUACGAUGAUGGUUCUACCCUCCCCUUGCACAUCCGUGGCCUCAAGCUGCAGAGCUCCAGCCGAGCCUUCCAGAACCCGCUAAGUCAUGGGCGCUCCAUGUCCACCACCAGUGACUAUGCCUCUGGAGCUGAGCACCCACUGAAAAUGAAGCAGGACUACACCCUCGGAAGUUCCCCGUCACACAGCAUGACAGAUGAAGAUGAAGGCUGGCAUUCUGACAGCUUAGGGUCCAUCUGUCCCCAAAGCCUUCAGUCCGGCAAAGACCUGGCCAGGCUUUUCCAGAGAGUGUCCCUACUCGAAGCUCACCUAGAUGACACCAAACCAGAGGAUCUAAAGCAGACUGCAUCCAUGGGGAAAUAUGAUUCAUUGGUCCAAGCUCAGGCUCGGGAACUCUCUCAUCUGCGUCAGACCAUCCGUGAGGGACAAGGGGUGAGCCGGAUACUGAGCCAGCACUUCAGCGAUGCCAUCAAGUCCUUCGAAGAGAUCCUGAGAGGCACCGACAUCGACUACUUCCUGGGUCAGACCUUCCGUGAGCACUUGGCACAAGGGAACCAGUUGGUAGGACGAUUGGCCCGGAAACUAAGCAACAGAAGUGGUCUAAACAUGGAGGACAAAUCUGGUCAUGAACUGCUUGCUCUGAGGUUGAGCAAGAAGCUCCAAGAGAAGGACCAAAUUAUCAAGACCCUCCAGGCCAAACUCCAAGGGCCCUCGACGACCCCUUCCAGUAGUCACACCAUAUCCGAGCCACCCAGUUCUGGCAGCAGUACUUCCUUCCUCUCUGAUGGCACGGAAGGCUGCUCCGACAUGGAAGAUGUUGGCGAGUGCCAGGACAACCCCGGUGAAGGCCAACCCUACGGUCGCCUAAAUGCAGACCUUGGGCACCAUUCUGAGAAAGCUUCUGCCCCACCAUCCAAUCCAACUCUUGCUGUUCUGCCAGAAUCGGUUCAAAAGAACUUCUCUUUGCCCAAUCCCCUGCAUCCUUCACAGGUUCCAGGUCAGGCUCCCGCAGGCUUCCACCCCGAGUCCCUACCCAAGCCAUCUAACUACCCUUUGGCUCCCGUUGCCUCGAGGUUUGGUUCCUUCCUGCCUGUUGGGUGUCCACCGGCCACUGCGCCGUUCCUUGGCUGCUGUGGGGCGCCGGGCUUCUCAUUGGCCAGCGCACAGCAGGAGUUACAGAUGCUGCAGAAGCAGCUCGGAGAAAGUAUAUCACUUUCGGCACUGUCGCCAGAGAAACCGGAGUUGUCGACGGGCCUCUUUGCGACAGACAGCCCUGCCUUCAGCUCCCAGCAUUGGCCCCAGGCGAAGCAUUGCGUCCCGCCGUCAUUUCCUGUGCAGAGCUCUGCCAACUGGAACAAGAAAGCCGGGGAGGUCCUGGGGGAGACCGGGAAUACGACACACUUCCAGGAGCCUCGGAAGGGACUCGCCUGUGGAAGUCUGCCAUCCUGCUCCUCAGCAUGCCUGCCAGGACUGAGGCCCUCAGAUGCCAGUUUGCUCCAAGAACAUCUGGCCGAGAUCCGGAUCCUUGGCCAGCACUUGGGGGAGUCCAUUUCUACCAAUAAUCGCCUGCGGGAGAAGCUGGAGGCAAGUCUGGUCUCCAUAGCAAAGAGGACCGAGUGGGGGCACCUGCAGGAAGCUCUGCUGGCAUCGCACUCCAAGCUACAGGAUGGAGAGGUGGAGCUGGAACAGCAGCGGGCUGAGCACCAGAGGCUGCGGAAAGAGGUUCAGGACAAGCAGUGCGAUUUCGCACGGCUCCAGGAGGAGUGCCUGGCUCUGCAGGAGGUCAACUCCAGGCUUCAACACAGCGUCGCGUCACUUCAGCGGCAGUGUGAAGAGAAUGAGCUGCUCUUCAAAGCCUUGCAAGCAGAAUUACGUGUUUGUAAAGUUCCCGGGGGACCUCUGCAGAAGUCAGAUGCAGCUUGCCAUAGUGAUGACCGAUCCAAGGGUCCUGCUGCAAAUGUUGGUGGUGGCCUCCUGCAGGAGGUCAAGGGGCUGCAGAGUCAGUUGAUGCACGCUGUACAGGUGAACUGCAUCCUGCGACAGCAGCUGGAACAGCAAUGUGGUCCAGGGGCUGGUACUGCUUUUCAAGGCCGUGGUAUGUCUUCUUCUGCCUACAGAUGGCAGCCCUCUCAAGAUUCACCACCAGUCCGGGAUGUUGGCAUGAACUCUUCCUCUCUCUUCCCACUCAUCCCUUUAUCUCUUCCGGUCCUCCAAGCCAGUCAUGAAACUCAAGGGACACACCGCAGGGAUGACUUGGUGCUGAAAAACGAUACACACAAGAUGGGAGGCCAGGCUGUAAGCCACCUCGACGACUACAGCACCCUCAAACAACAGAUCCUGGAGGGCAAGGUUUUGGUUGGCAAGAUGGCAUCACUCCUAAAGUCUGGCCAAGCACCCUGGGACAGCAGGGUACCAGAGAAAAAUAUGGUCUUCCAUCCAGGAAGUAUCAGGCAACUUCUUGCCAACACGAAUUCCUUGCACCAGAUCUUGGAGAAAGCGGCCUCCCUCCUGUCAUUGUUCUGGAUAGCGGUGCUUCCUGAGCGAUCCGUGAAGGAAGAGAUCCGGGUACUUCAAGCUAAGCUGGUGGAGCAAGAGAGCCGCCUGCAGCAAGCCAGCCACUAUAAGGACAGCAUGGAGAAUUUCCUUCUUGCCCACUUGACCAGGACCCAUGCUGUACUGAAGAAAGCCAGGAAUAACUUGGAGGGCUUGUCGGAGCCGACGACGUUCUCCCCGUUAUGCGAUCAUGUCCUCGCCUGAGCAAGGAAGGAAAUAGAACCAUUCAAGUGCCCAGAGAAGGAAGGAGGAAGAAACCCAGCUACUGGGUUUCUACUGGUUUCCCUUCCACAUGCAGGGAUCAGACAUGGCUUGCUGUUGCUUAGACAUCUGAUUCUUCACCCAGCAAGCUCUGGUUCUACUAACCCAGGAACCAAACCAUCUUCUUGCCUAUCAAUGCCUCCUGCCUUAGUGUACGCCAACUCCGGUACAGACACUUGUGCGCACGGAAACCCCUAAAACAGCCAAGGGGCCACCACCAAGCUGCAUUUUCCACAAUUUCCACACAAGCAGUGGAGUGACUUAGCUGCUAAACCAGGCCGGUGGACCCCCCCCCCCUUUCUCUCCCUUCAGUGCAAUAUUAGAAAUAGACAAUCAAGUAUAGCGUAUUAACAGUAGGACUACAAUGUACCCAGGCCUAGAGACAAGAGGCCUUAACAUGGAUUCUUUGGGAGUGUGAUUUUGGUAGGGGGAAGGAAGACAGCAGGAUUUCCUUUGCUGCUUCUCCCCAAUCUCACCGGACUUUUCAGCUACUCGUUUUUUUGACUUCUGGUGUUUAAUUUAUUUAUUACAAUAGUUGUACGCACCAAAAAAAAAACCUCUUUGCUUUUCCCAAAAAAAAUAACCAAGUUUGCUUAUGAACUAGGCAGUCUAUGCUUCUACUGCCAAGCUAUUUCCAAAAGGCCCUCUUCCCCUCAAUGAGGUUAAUUGUGUUCUGUUUCCUAACCUGGACAGCACAGACUGGCCUGAUCUCAUCUGAUCUCAGAAGCUAAGCAGGGUCAGCCCUGGCUAGUAUUUGGAAGGGAGACCUCCAAGGAAUACCAAGGUCUUGAUAAGCAGGCAGGCAAUGGCAAACCA